AUGGCAAUUCCGUCCGCAUCUUCGUCCCCGCGACUUUUGAGCAGAGACGCCAGUCGUGUUUUGCGCUGGGUCCAUGAGAGAGACAUGCAUUACUGUGCGCAACCAGAUGUUCACAGGGUGUCACGAGAACUCUUCCUGUAUAUAUACCACCAAUAUACCACCUUCAAAUUCACUGUAACCUCCAUUGUACCUCAGCGAAGAAAACAAAAUCUACGUAUACUGUUCCGAGUCCGCGGUUACGAGGACUCGAGAAGGCAAAAUUUGGGCAAAAUGUUUUGGACUUUCAAGUGGCACUUUCAAGACCGUUUCGACUCAAGGAGAAAGCACAAAAUCCCUUCUCUAUUCAACAACCCUAAGCAAAUUCAAUGCUGCAGAAUCGCUCUUCUAAAGUUUGCUUGGCAAGCAAGAAGGUUGGUUGCUGGAAGACCUCUUGCCAUUGACCGUGAUUAUAGAAGACCAACUGCGCCAACUUGGGAAGACGAUGUGGGACCUUUGAAAAGUCAAACACUUGUUCAGAAAGCCACGUGGGUGACUGACCACCAAGGUAAAGUCUGA
Messenger RNA from Laccaria bicolor S238N-H82, 555 nucleotides. RefSeq lists its product as uncharacterized. The transcript has 3 exons. Lineage: Eukaryota; Fungi; Basidiomycota; Agaricomycetes; Agaricales; Hydnangiaceae. Bases 1 to 555 code for a protein of 184 amino acids. The record is from RefSeq and is a predicted model, not a curated record.